This is a messenger RNA of Sturnus vulgaris (Common starling), 543 nucleotides long. RefSeq names its product regulator of G protein signaling 8. Lineage: Eukaryota; Metazoa; Chordata; Aves; Passeriformes; Sturnidae. The record is from RefSeq and is a predicted model, not a curated record.
AUGGCUGCUUUACUGAUCCCACGGAGGAACAGAGGGAUGAGGACUCGCCUGGGCUGCCUGUCUCACAAAUCAGACUCAUAUAAUGAUUUCACAGCUAUUCUUCCGGACAAGCCCAACCGGGCUUUGAAAAGACUGUCAACAGAAGAAGCAACAAGAUGGGCAGACUCUUUUGAUGUCCUUUUGUCUCAUAAAUAUGGGCUGGCAGCUUUCCGUGCUUUCCUGAAGACGGAGUUCAGCGAGGAGAACCUGGAGUUCUGGCUGGCCUGCGAGGAUUUCAAGAAGACGCGCUCGGCAGCCAAGCUGGCCUCCAAAGCCCAGCGCAUCUUCGAGGAGUUCAUCGACGUGCAGGCACCCCGGGAGGUGAACAUUGACUUCCAGACACGGGAGCUGACGAGAAGGAACGUGCAGGAGCCCUCCCUCUCUUGCUUUGACCAAGCUCAGGGGAAGGUGCACAGCCUGAUGGAGAAAGACUCGUACCCCAGGUUCCUGAGAUCCAAAAUUUACACAGACCUGCUGUCUCAGACCCAGAGGAGGCUCAGCUAG